Molecule: messenger RNA, 1560 nt
Organism: Betta splendens (Siamese fighting fish)
Lineage: Eukaryota; Metazoa; Chordata; Actinopteri; Anabantiformes; Osphronemidae
Product: ribonucleoside-diphosphate reductase subunit M2
Exons: 10
Coding region: 167-1318 (383 amino acids)
Biological process (GO): deoxyribonucleotide biosynthetic process
Cellular component (GO): cytosol
Molecular function (GO): ribonucleoside-diphosphate reductase activity, thioredoxin disulfide as acceptor
Source: RefSeq, a predicted model, not a curated record
GGCGCGAAUGUUUCAAUAAAAGGGCGAGCAGACAACAGAAAGCGCUCCAGUGUGUCUACGCCGUCUGCAGUUCUUAGGACAGCUUUUACUCUUUUAGUGCAUUAGCUCAUUUUAGCCGCUUAUUUUCUACAGUUCAGUGUUGGUCUCGUCCUCUCAAUAAGACAAUAUGCUUUCCACUCGCUCGCCUCUGUCGUUGAAGAACGGAACCAUGCUGAGCAGCCAGAUGAGCAACAUGUCUGUAGACAAAGAGAACACGCCUCCAAGUUUGAGCACGAGCCGCGUCCUGGCGUCCAGAACCGCGCGAAAAAUCUUCAGCGAGGCUUCGCCCACACUGAUGAAAAGCAGCAAAGAAGAUGAGCCGCUGCUCAAGGAGAACCCCCGGCGCUUCGUCAUCUUCCCCAUCCAGUACCAUGACAUCUGGCAGAUGUACAAGAAGGCAGAGGCAUCUUUCUGGACGGCAGAGGAGGUGGACCUGUCCAAGGACUUGCAGCACUGGGAGUGUCUGAAGGAUGAGGAGAGGUACUUCAUUUCUCACGUGUUGGCGUUCUUUGCUGCCAGCGAUGGCAUCGUGAAUGAGAACUUGGUGGAGCGAUUCACACAGGAAGUGCAGGUGACGGAGGCUAGGUGUUUCUAUGGUUUCCAGAUCGCCAUGGAGAACAUCCAUUCUGAGAUGUACAGCCUCCUCAUUGACACGUACAUCAAGGACUCCCAAGAAAGAGAAUACCUGUUCAAUGCCAUUGAGACUCUGCCAUGCGUGAAGAAGAAGGCGGAGUGGGCUCUGAACUGGAUUGGCAACAAGAGCGCCGCCUAUGGUGAGCGCGUGGUGGCGUUCGCAGCCGUCGAGGGAAUCUUUUUCUCUGGCUCGUUCGCGGCCAUCUUCUGGUUGAAGAAGCGAGGGCUGAUGCCAGGCCUGACCUUCUCCAAUGAGCUGAUCAGCAGAGAUGAGGGUCUUCACUGUGACUUCGCAUGUCUGAUGUUCAAACACCUGGUGAAGAAGCCCUCAAUGGAGACUGUGAGUGCAAUCAUCAGGAACGCCGUGGAGAUUGAGCAGGAGUUUCUGACUGAGGCUCUACCGGUGAAGCUCAUUGGGAUGAACUGUGAGCUGAUGAAGCAGUACAUUGAGUUUGUGGCAGAUCGACUGCUGGUGGAGCUAGGCUUCUCCAAGCUGUACCGUGUGGAGAACCCGUUUGACUUCAUGGAGAACAUCUCUCUGGAGGGAAAGACUAACUUCUUUGAGAAGCGAGUGGGCGAGUACCAGAGGAUGGGCGUGAUGUCGGGCCCCACGGACAACACGUUCAGGCUGGAUGCUGACUUCUGAGGAGCCAGUGGAAGGGAACUUGGACUGUGUUUAUAGGGUCUGAUCAGAUGGUGACCAGGGUUCUGUCCAGAACUGGGUAAAUGAAUGUGACCAGAACUGGACCAGAACUUUUUGUUUCUCACUAUUUAAACUGUGUAUGGCUGCUUUUAUUUAAUAUCUGCUAUAUUAGCAUGUUUUCAUUUUAGGUUCAUGGGUUUUAUUGGAGUGUAGUUGUUGUAAUAAAGUCAACUGUACUUUAAGAA